This is a messenger RNA of Brassica oleracea var. oleracea, 1158 nucleotides long. RefSeq names its product putative F-box protein At1g47790. The coding region runs from base 1 to 1158 and encodes 385 amino acids. The transcript has a single exon. The record is from RefSeq and is a predicted model, not a curated record. NCBI's taxonomy places the organism in Eukaryota, Viridiplantae, Streptophyta, Magnoliopsida, Brassicales, Brassicaceae.
AUGGAAGAACAUAAGAAGACAAGAGAGAUCAACAGAGCAACACAAGAUGAUGAGGAUGAUAGAUGCCGAGUAGACAAUAUUCCUCUUGAUCUAACCUUGGAUAUACUCUCAAGGCUCUGGUCUUCUUUCAUCACACUUCCGAGUUUUAUCACCACCUUCGCGUCUCGGUCCUCUUCACAGACUCCGCGUCUUCUUCUCACCUUCACACUUCUAGAGAAGCACACACUUCUAGAGAAGCACUCACUUCUAGAGAAGCACUUCGUUUUCUCCUUUCCUCAAAACCAGAAUGAAGACGGGUCAUAUCCUCCGUACCACAGUUAUCAGAUGACAAACCCAAAAUAUUCCGAGAGCGUCCAGGGCUUGAUUUUAUUAAAGGAUCUUGUAGUAUGGAACCCAACCUUGAGAAGGUUUUUAACCUUACCACAACCCCAAGAAACCAUCUCGGUUAAAGGUUCGCCUUGUUCGGGAUACCGUUCUUAUUUGGGCUACGAUCCUUUGGAAGGUAAACACAAAGUAUUGUUCAUGUCGAGAAUGGAAUUUACCGACCAGCCACGGGUUCUUACAUUGGGAGGUCAAGAAUCAUGGAGAAUAAUAACCAAAGGACGUUGCCCUAUGCAUUCCUCAAGUAUAGGAGGAUAUGGGCGAUGCUUCAAUGGGAUUCUGUAUUACGAGGCUUAUUAUACUGAUGGUCAUCGUAUAAUAAUGAGCUUUGAUGUCAAAUAUGAAAACUUCAAUCUUAUCAAAAUUCUGGAAGGUUUUUAUCAAAUGCCGUGUCAUAUGAUACUUUAUGAGGGAAGACUAGCCUUAGUUCAUAAAAGGACACAUGACCGUAAUCUUCAUCUAUAUAUUUUGAAUGAUUCAAAUGGAGACGAAUGGUUGCAUGAAGAAUGCUGUCUUCAUAUACUUGCUGGUCUAUUGUUAAACGGUGUUACUGCUGCUGGUGAGCUUGUUUUUACCUCUACCAAGAAUGAAUCGCUUUAUAUUCUAUAUUUAAAUCCGAGGAGAAACAUGAUGAGAGAAGCUUUGUUUGAAGGAAUUGUGGAUGGUGACUUUAGAAGUCGUUAUGGACUUUGUAGCAACGGCGGUAUAUACAAUAUUAGAGCAUGUUUAUUGUUGAGACCCUUAAUGUUUCUUAAAUUGUCCUUAAUGAAUUUUUAA